CAUUCACAUUUCUGACCUGGAAUAUUUCACUUCUUCAGACAUGGAAAGAAGGGACAGAGGAGUACCACAGCCAGUCCAGACCCACUGUGCUCCGCCUGUUUUUGGAUUGUGGCGUGCACCAGUGUUUCCACCUGCAAACAGCAAAGACAGAACACAAACGGGACAGGGUCAUGAUGUGGAGGAAAGGGCUCCCAGAUCGCUUGUGCACCCUCUUCAUGCAGCUCUUCUCUCAACUCAGGAUAAGAUCAAGAAGCUGACUAAUGAGAAUGACUCUCUGAGGAGGGAGAAUGCCAGGCUGACUCUGAAGGAGCUCGGUUCUCCUGAGGAUAUGCAAGAACUGAGUAGACUUUACACCCAGGCUAAGACGGAGAAGGAAGAAAUGGAGACCAGGAUGAAGAAGAUGGAAGAGGCCUUCCAAAGGGAGAGGAAAACCUGGGAAGAAGUGAGCAGACAACAGCUGGGAGAAAGACUGGGAGAUAGAAGUAGUUUGAGGAUGAAACUGUUGGUUGCUCAGACACACAUCAACCAGAUGGAAGAAGAGGUAAGAGAAUCCAGGAAAGGAAUUCAAGAAGGAAGAGGACAACUGGAGACAGAGAUCACCUCUCUGAGAAAGGAGAAUGCUGUCAUGGAAGAUCAUUGGAGAGAGGUGAUCAGAGACACAGAGGAGGAUGCUACAACAAAACUGAAGGUAUCAGAAGAAAAGUGGCAGAGGAGAGUGAGCCAGUUGGAGGAGGAGAUACAGGAGAAACGAAGCUUUGUCUCCAGUUUGAUUGACAAAAUGCUGGCUCUCAGAGAAGAGCACAGACACACCGUGACCCUGUUGAGCCAGAGUGAGAAGAAAUGGGAGAGGAAAUGUAACGUUCUGGAGGAGAGCUUGAGGAAGGAGCUGGCUGAAAAGGAGGAGAGCUGGCAGAAAAGAGUGCAGGAGAUGGAGAGAAAGAGCGAGAUGCAGAUGUGGCUCCAAACAGAAGAAGAGUGGAGACAGAAGACAAGUGCACUGGAGGAGGAGAUCACACAGCUGAUCAAAGAGAACACUCAGCUUCAGAAGCUCGCAGGUAAGAAGAAGAAGAAGAAGAGAAGGCAGUGGUGGUGGAGACACUGCAGGUUAAGAAGGAUACAGCGAAGCACAGGUAGUAUGUUGGGGGAGACAACUAUCCCUCCAACUCAGGCCACAGAGGAGUAAACCCAACCAGUCCAGGCAGACGGGCGCACACCCACUAUGGAAUGAGCCCUACGUGAAAAGUUUCCUGAGAUAACUUCUGCUAUGAUUUGGUGCUAUAUCAAUAAAACUGAGUU
Messenger RNA from Lates calcarifer (barramundi perch), 1296 nucleotides. RefSeq names its product early endosome antigen 1. NCBI's taxonomy places the organism in Eukaryota, Metazoa, Chordata, Actinopteri, Centropomidae. The record is from RefSeq and is a predicted model, not a curated record. Bases 41 to 1183 code for a protein of 380 amino acids. The transcript is spliced from 3 exons.